GAGAUCAGAAACCUUUGUAUCCGGUAAAGAGACCUUGGUAAAAUCUUACGUUGUAUACUUGAUAGAUAAAUAAGCAGGCAAAAUGCGUCUUAUGCCAGGUUUGACAGCUAACAGCUUGAAAAAGCACCCAGCGCUCAUUCCACUUCUUGUUGCUAUCGGAGGUGGUGCCAUUGGAGCUUUUGGAUAUUUGACUCGAUUGGCUCUAAAGAACCCUGAUGUGUCGUGGGAUCACAAGAAUAACAUGCAACCCUGGACAAAGAUGAAGCCAACUGAUCAAUAUAAGUUCUACAGCCCAAACAUCCAGUACGACAAAUUGGCUCCACCAUCUGAUCGCCCAGAAAUAUAAAUCUGAACUUACAGCUCGUGAAAUCUGUUUGAAUUUUUUUUCAAGUCGCACCUUCAAUAGCUUUCAAUAUUCCUUUCAAAAAACAAAUGUUAUAAUAAUAUCUUAAGCUUUUAAUGAGAUAAUAACAUGGGAAUAAAAGUUUUUUCAGAUGACGACAAUAAUCAAUUAUUGUGCUCCUAAACAUAUCGUAAGAAAUAAUGAAUUUGAUUGUAAGAGAAAGAUUCGUAUACAUAUAUAUUAACGAUAAACAGACCGAAGAGUGUAGUUUAACGAUAUCUUGUAUUCUAUAUAUUUUAAGCAAACGAUAUAUAAGAAAUUGGAGUUUUCAAUAGUCAAGAAAAAGUUAAUUUUAAUUUCUUUAAAAAAGUCAACAUAUUAAACUUCAAUAAAAUUAAAUUUCAAUCUUUGCAUAAAAUCAGAUAGAGAUCAAAUCACAAACUAGUGGUUAUAUGUUCGAUUUGCACUCAAGAUUUAACAGGAACUUAGAAUGUAUCAGUUCCUGCUACAUUUACUGGUUUAAUUCUCUUUUCAACCCAUUCGGGAGUGCUAGUGGGAGAGCUCCAUGCAAAUUUCGAACUUGCAAGAACAAAAUACGAUGAUAUUAGGCAUAGUAGUGAAGCUAACGUCAUAUCUUUUGCCUCUAAGUAAUAAGACAAAAGAUAUAAGUUUGAACCAUGCACAACUACGUCGAAUCCAGUUCCAAAUAUAACAUCGAGUGUCCAUUUAUGCUUAUGAAAACUUCGUUGCCAAUCCAAUGAGCUCCAUGUUAUAACUUUUUUGCAAUAAGGGUGUUUGUCCCAGGUUAGGAAGAAAAACAGAUGUUGAAUGUUUUGAAUGACAGCUAGCCACAUUCUUCUUUGUGUAUAAAGGUAGUUUACAGCUGCCACAGUCAAAAGGUCAAUCAGGAAGUAGAAGCGUACUUUCCGAAGGUCUUUUCUGGGGAGUAACCUUAAUCGAAAAAGCACAGAUACGUGACCAAAUAAAUGAUACAAUUCCAGAAAGAAGAGAAGUGUCCCAAAAAGCUUGAAAUCGAAAAAUUUCACUUCUAUGCUUGACUCCAUCGCUGUAUCUAUUGUAAUAAAAACACUUUGCAAAUGUAGUACGGGUCAGCUAGAUAAAAAUUUAAGGGACGUUCCAGUUCUGUAAGCGAAAUUUCUGUUUAAAGAAAAUAGGACGUUGGUAAUGUAAAUAUAAACGGGUAAUAUAAAACGAAAAUGCUAGUGGAGGGCGACUCUCACUAACUGUGGC
Messenger RNA from Dimorphilus gyrociliatus, 1594 nucleotides. The record is from the annotation of a GenBank genome assembly. Lineage: Eukaryota; Metazoa; Annelida; Polychaeta; Dinophilidae.